Molecule: messenger RNA, 597 nt
Organism: Prorocentrum cordatum
Lineage: Eukaryota; Dinophyceae; Prorocentrales; Prorocentraceae
Source: the annotation of a GenBank genome assembly
AUGAUCCUUGCCAGGCGAGGCCGAGUGUCCGUGCCGCUGUGCGGAGGCUCGGCUAUGCGGCCCGAGUCGGACGCGUGCCACGCGUGGCCGACGUCCGCGACUUGGCGCAAGCCUGCGGCCUUGGCCGCUCCGGUCCAGCUCAGCUACCUGACGUCGUUCACAACAGAGCUCUUGACCGCCCUCACCCUUUGGGUGGGGAUCAGCCGGGCUACAUUGGUUGCCCCGCCCGUCAGCAUGCCAGAGCCGCUCUCCGCGCCUUCGCUGCUGAACCCCGAGGCUCCUUCUUUCCAGAUGCCGGAGGCUUCGCCUGGGCCGGUCUUCGUGGAGAUCGAGGUGCAGAAGCGCACCGUUUCCUUCGACGUAGAGAAGUGCACUGCUGUGCCGAUCGACAGCGGUGCCAGCCGAGAAAUCGCCGCCGAGCUCAAGCAGAGGAUUUCCGAUAUUGCGCACCAGCAUUGCCCUGCCAUACUGGGGCAGCUAGACACUCUGUUUGGCAAGUACACGGGCCAGGAGGACCUUCUUUACCUCAAGGUUUGCAAGAAGUUCGGAGUUCACCCGACGCCGAUCCGCCACGGAGUGAACCGUCCUCCAGAUUAG